Paramacrobiotus metropolitanus is the source of this 1215-nucleotide messenger RNA. RefSeq lists its product as uncharacterized. The record is from RefSeq and is a predicted model, not a curated record. NCBI's taxonomy places the organism in Eukaryota, Metazoa, Tardigrada, Eutardigrada, Parachela, Macrobiotidae. The coding region runs from base 52 to 1071 and encodes 339 amino acids. The transcript has 2 exons.
UACUUUGUUGACGUUGCAGUGAGUACAUUACACGGUUGAAUCGACUUCGAAAUGGAAAAAUUGAGAUGCGGCUUUAUAAUUUUGUGGUUUCUUUUCAACAUGGACGGUGGGCUAGCUGACUCCAGCUUUAAGAAUUCAACAGCAUUAAGCGAUGUAAUUCCUCCAGCAGCAGCAUAUCCUUUUCGGACAGACUUAAUUACAGUUGAAGAAUGCAGUCUUUAUGUGCAAUAUUCAGUGGAAAGAUUCAUAUGUGCAGAUAGGCAGGUUCUUGGUUAUUUGUGCAACGUAACUGAUAAAAAUCCUCGCAAGGCUCAGAUGCUCAACACAUACCUGGAUGUGUCCUGUAUUUACCGGUCGCAUGCACUGGUAGCUAAUACCACUAAGCAUGUGCGGCAAAUCAGCCCGCAUCGCGCUGUUCUGUUGAAUUUGUUUGAGUGGGAUGCAGAACAGGAUCCAGUUACCGUGGAUGUAGUGGAACCCAUUCGUAAUCAAACCGUACACCUUGCUGUUCACGACUGUCGAUCGCCGAAUACGACCGCCAAAGUAUACGCACUGGGUUUGCUGCCCAGUCUGUACAGUUUCGCGCUCGACGCCUGCCCCAACGUGACGAUCCAAAAGACGCAUUUCAGUGGAAUGCCGCAACUACGGAUAAUCUGGUUUUAUGUAACCACAAUCAGCUCGCUGGAGCCGGGCACCUUCACAGAUUUGAUUCAUCUGCGUAGCCUGACACUGGAGAAACAUUAUAUCAAGGUGUUAAUAAAUCAAAACAAUCCUAAUCCGGCUUACAUUAAAUUUUCAACUGACGGAAAUCUUCACUAUUUGUACGAUUUGCACUGCGGCUGCUCGUUCGCCUGGUUGCGCAGCUUCCUAAAGCAGAAACCGUACUUGAUUGGAGAAAAGGACCCAGGUGAAGUAUUCAUAAUCGGAAACUAUAUAUCACCAGCUGUUGAAAGGAGUGGGAAUAAGACGGAUAUCUUUAGCGUAGACUGUUCCAGAAACGUGACCUUGGACAAUAUUUGGGCAGGCAAUGAAUUCUCGUACAAAACAAAUUGCUCUACUGAGACCUGUUAAAUUAAUUAUGUACUCGUAAUUGUGCAUUUUUUGAAAGCUUGUUUGUUAAAAGCUGGUGCGAGGAAACCCUUUUCCUGACCAGAGAAAAUCGAAAUGUACGGUUAACAACAGUAGCCCACGUGGUAUAGCUGUCAGAAAGACCAA